CAGUCUUUCGAAUCUGUCCGUUGUGAGAGUGUCUUCGAGUCGUUUGUUUUUUGUGCGGAGAGUUUCAGUUGCUUGUCAGCUGCGUACACGGGUAUGGUCGCAUGCAUCCAAGCUGGGGAUUUGUAAACGCACAGUUUGACGGAAGCCGGGAGCAUUAAAGGGAUAACCCCGGUUGCGAGGAAUAUUCGACCUAUUAGGAAGCGAAGCAUCUUUCGUGGGCGCGUUCAGUUGCAUCCUAGCAUUUCCCACGGAAAGUAUCGAUUUCCUGAACUUUAUGCUGCUGCUGGUGUGGAAAGUCCUGAAUCAAACGGCAGCUCAUCUGCUCCCUCGAAACAUCUUGAGAUCUCGCUGUUGAAGUCGACCUAGUUCAGCGCAGCAUCUCGGAGACGCUGCGUUCCAGUUCCUCGUCCUCUUGAGUCCUUUGUUCGAACGGUCGCGACCAAAUGAAUGGCGGGAAAUUAGGCCGUUUGGAUUCGAGUGAUUUGUUUUUACUGGAAGUGUAGAGUAGAUUUCAGUCAUCUGGAAUUUAUUGGACAGGAGUUGAAAGAAAGUGUUUGCUUCGCGCUAGAACAGCGACAAAAGUAAAUGGAAUAAACAAAAUACGGUUCCGGAAGAUUUUUGUUUAGAAAAUUUGGAGGAACCGAAAAGCUUAGUACAGUGAAAAAGGCGUGACGACACCCAUACUUGGUUACCAGCCGCUUGUGAAGGAUCCUCACUGUUCGUAUCUAUAUUCUUUCUGUGUGUGGAAUACUUGCUGAAGGUUUUCGUUCUGAGGAAGGGCCAUUCUCAACCCGAUAGAUACUUGGUUGAUCGUUCUACAUCUCCACGAAUCGACGUCUCUUUUGCACUUGUUUGACCUGUGGUUCGAUUUAAUCAGUCAAAAUUUUCGGCAUAAAAAUGGAUACGAAUUCAGUGAGUCCGUUACCACCGCCUGAAGCCCCACUCGCCAUGAUGGAGGUCGAGAAGACACCACCAGGAAGUCCAUCUGCCAACGAUAUGCCUCCACCACCGGAUGAAAACUUCUGGGAUAAAAUAAUGAGAUACGAAGAAGAAACUGAAAAUACAUGGAACUGCGGAUCAUGGUUCGAAUAUCUGUUGAUAGUUAUCCUGUCCACGAUUCUGCUAAUUGGCGUCCUGGUCCUCACACUUUUUUGGGUUAUAUACUACCGGGGAGGUUUCGCGUGGACGGAAAAUCCGACGUUGCAGUUUAAUCUUCAUCCCGUUCUUAUGAUUGCUGGUUUUAUUACCUUUUCAGGCUUCUCAAUUUUACUGUAUAGAUUAUGCAGAUGUCUAAAACAUAUCUACGUGAAGCUGGCUCACAUGUUUUUCCAUGCUUGCGCCAUUCCUUGCAUAGUUGUUGGAUUCCUGGCUGUUUUCGAUUCGCACAAUUUGCAGGAGCCGCCACUGCCCAACUUUUAUUCGCUCCACUCGUGGCUCGGUUUCGUCACAAUGGGCUUAUUCGCUUUACAAUUUAUUGUUGGAUUCUUCAGUUUCCUCGUGCUCCUGUGUUGUGAAAACGCCACCUACGGAUGCCGGGCUGCAAUGGUUCCGAUUCAUGCCAGCUUCGGACUCGUCAACUUCAUGCUUGCGAUAGCAACUUGUGUGACUGGACUUACUGAGAAAGUAAUAAGCGCACAAUUCCCCGAGGCCGAGAAGAUUGUGAUGAAUUCAUUGGGCAUGGUUCUAGUGGCAAUCGGUAUCGUUGUAUCUGUCGCCGUACGAAGAUCUAACGCCCCAGCUACCGCCAAAGUUUAUGUGACUGAACGUCUAUAAACAACACGAAACACGCAUAUUUAGUUUAAAUAGUAUUAAUAAUAUGAAUAGUGUAAUUUCGUUUAAUUCAAUCUAAAUAGAUCUAAGGAUGUUGAAUAUGUAAUGUAAUGUUUUUCUUUCGUUUAUUUCAAUGUUUGCUAAUUGUACGAGAAUGCAUGAAGAAAUCACACGAUCAAAUAAGAAACGGUGUCGUUAUCAUCAUCAUUAUUAUCGGUAUUGCUCGGUAAUGCGUAGUAUUUGUAUGAGUAUUUUCAACGUUUUAACUUUUUUUAAUAUUAGAUAAAGGAAAACGAAUCGCCGAAUUGAUAAAGACAUAAAUAAAAACCAUUUUCUAAGAGGCAUUUUUAUGAAAUGUUAUUAAGACUAUUCCCAAUAAAAUACAUAAUUAUUUUGAUUUCACGAGUAAAUUAUUUUGUUUGGUAUAUCUUGAAGUGGACAUAUUUCGGGAGUGGCUGCAUUUAGCUUCAAUUCUGCAGUCAAUCAAGUCGUAUUUUCAUUAGCACUGCCUGCAGAAUGGCUGCUUCGCUCUUUAGCUAACCUGGGCUUUCUCGACAUUUUUGGUUGGCCGGCAGUGUUUGGAUCUAGUUUUCUGGUAAAUUAUUCACCUUUCAAAUAUCUUCUGCCUGUUUGCUUUGAUCACCAGUGAAUCGAACAACUAUUUUCUGAAUGUGAUCUGAACUUCUAUUGAAGUUAUUCUAGGUAGAUUAAUUGAUUAUCUGCUGACAUAUUAGUGGAUGAAAGAAAUCCAGAAAAUGAUCAAAAUUAUCUCAAAUGAAUGGGUGAAUAAAACUGUAGAUACCCACAUCUUCCCCAUUGUCCAGAAGCUUAGAUAAUGAAUUGUUUUUUUUUGUAAUCCAUUCACAAGGGAACACUCUCGUUGUUUGAAGCUAAUUUUAACGACUAUGAGUAAAAAAUAAUCAAAAUUACAAUCAAAGGGGUAGACACACCCCAAGCGGCAUUUAGUUAUUUAUAAAUCUGUUCCAUAUAUAAAUAAAUCUCUAACUUUACAUACAUUCAAAUGUAUAUUUUAAAUGUAUCACCAGUUGUGUAGUUUGAUGUCCUUAGUGUUCGUUGUCGUUCGUUACGCAAUCCUCCUAGAUAUUAGACAUUUUAUAAAACGUUAAUAUUAUAUACAAUACAAUAAAUGAUUUAUACUCGUUCAUAUUCGCGUAUGCAUAUUUGAAGUGAUUUGCAUCAGUAAAACAUUCCGUGCUCCGGCCAUCGGAGUUUCAUUCUAACAAGGAAUUUCUAUCCGUAACGGCUGAACAAGUCCAUUCGAAUUUCGCUUAGAAUAUGAACAACCAAAACAUCCAUGUGUUCACUAAAAGUCCGUUAUCGUUUACAAGAAAAUUGUUAACAGCAAUACAUGUAGUGCAUAUAACAUGAAUGAUAAGUGUCGCUUUUGUCUACCGAAAAUUCUUAUAUAUAAAAUAUAUAUAUGCAAUAAUACAACUUGCAUAUAAAGUUUAUCUAAAUCGGAAAUAAUGGUAAUAGUCAAAAUGAGCAACAGACCAAAAUAAAACCUCUUAGUUUACACGAGCCACUUUGUACACAUUUUAUACGAAGACAACACUUUCUUACAUCGAUUCUGCGAAGUUUUAUACAGACAUUUUAUAUACAAAGUAAACAAAUAAUGAAACACAAAUAAGCAAGUUGAUUAAACGAUUCAAUGAACCAAUAGAUUUAAUACCUAUAUGUAUUAACCUCCUGAAUAGUAAAUUCAUUCGAACGUAAGAAUUAGGCAAUUUACGGGAGAACGUCUAUCUACAUUAGAAAUAUGUAUCGGAAUAUUAUAAUAAAUAUCUUAAACAGA
Hermetia illucens (black soldier fly) is the source of this 3586-nucleotide messenger RNA. It is a transcript of the gene nemy, whose product is annotated as probable ascorbate-specific transmembrane electron transporter 2. NCBI's taxonomy places the organism in Eukaryota, Metazoa, Arthropoda, Insecta, Diptera, Stratiomyidae. Bases 898 to 1773 code for a protein of 291 amino acids. The transcript is spliced from 7 exons. The record is from RefSeq and is a predicted model, not a curated record. Gene Ontology annotation, molecular function: oxidoreductase activity.